AUGGAUCUUGCUUCAGUGAGAUCUGAGAAAUCCCUGUUUAGUAUGAAUGAGGCGCUUCUGGAGACGGAGUCGAUAUCGUACGAUGUCCUCGGGGACUUCCAUGAUGCUACCGAAAGCCUGAAUCUUCCUUACAGAAUUGGUCUUGCAAACAAUGAUAAGCGUGAAUUGAGGCCACAUCACGCUCCAGGUGCACGAAGAGACGAUCACUCGGGGGCCGAGUGGACCAGAACGUCAAAAGGACUUUCUGUGCCACCAAGCUCAGAUCGAAAACGUGUUGUCAAGCCUACCAAAGAUGGGAAAAGCCACAAGGCAUAUCCGUCAAAGCACCGAGCUUCUACAACGUCGACUCAGAAGCUCAUUCGAAUUGCCCGACCUCAACCAACCCCAUGGACCAUGUUGGGGCCUAACUCGGCCUUGACAGCCUCUGUCCUACCGUGCAAUCUUCCGGACAGUUUGCUGAAACAAUACUUGCACCAAAUUCCUUACACUCUCGGGGAGAUGGUGUCAAGAGGUGCAUCGGGAUCUGAUUAUGGGAAAGCCUUCGCCAUGAAUGUGAUGUCCUCUAUCACCGCCAGUCCCGCCCUCCUACAUUCCAUAAUCUUUGCUCAGAUGCUGUACGAUCGUGUUCAUCAAGGGAUCCAUUCGGCCACGCCAAUUGAAGUUGAAGUGGGGUCUACGGCCGUGGAGCACCUCAACCGGGAGAUAAGCAAUCCCAAAAGAGCUGUCAGUGAGUCGCACAUCUGGGCAGUUGUCGCCUUGGCCUACUCCGGACGCGUCGCGGUACUGCGAUCAGGCCUACAGUACCCGCACCAGUCGUUUCUGAAAGAGCUACAGUCCAUCCAUGUGUACUGUAGAAUGGAGGUCGUGUUCGAGCAUGUACUAGGACUAAUCAAGAUGAUCGAAAUGGUUGGAGGGCUACAAAACAUUAGCACACCGGGCAUAGCACAGAUGAUAUCACUGGCUGGUAUUAUCGGUGCAUGCAGAAUGGUGCAGAAGCCAAUCUUCCCCUUCAUCCCCCACACGACUUCAUUCCUCCAAGACGGAGAGCUGAAUGUGAGCCAAGCGGAAUUCGACAUUGUGGCCGCCGAACUAGGCAACCUAGGAACUGGCUUCUGGGAUGUUUGGGACGUGCGGUCAGCAUCCGGGAUGUUCGACUUCUUCGCCGUCAUCCAGCACGCCUGCGACUUUACAGUGGUUGUGGAGAACUACAUUCGUGGCCGGUGGACGUCGAGGACAUCUACUGAAAUCAUGGACCAGCGGAACUACAUUCAACAUUCCCUCAUGUCGUUGAAAUCAUACAGUGAACUAGCGGCCGACGAAGGGACUGUGGACGAGGUGCACUAUGAGAGCGCCCGUCUCGCGGUGAUCAUUUAUUCAUUCCUCGUCAUCUUCCCAAUCCCGCCUGUGGCCGGGCCCUUUGAAACUUUGACUCGGUUAUUGCGACAAGAAUUGGAACAACACGAUCUCAAAGAUGGCAGACCGGCAAGAUUGCACAUUCAAUUGUGGGUCCUCAUGAUGGGCUGCAUCGCUUCGGUCGGCUUGCCAUGUCGGCCGUGGUUUCUUUCGCAGCUUGCAGUGUACUUGAAAAUUGCAAAGGUCGAAAGGUGGCAGAAUCUGCAGGAAAUAUUGCAGACUUUUCUUUGGCAUCCCGGAACAAAUAAUGUUGAUGGCCUGGAUAUUUGGGAUGAGAUUGAAGCUUGA
Messenger RNA from Exophiala bonariae, 1701 nucleotides. RefSeq lists its product as uncharacterized. The transcript is spliced from 3 exons. The record is from RefSeq and is a predicted model, not a curated record. Lineage: Eukaryota; Fungi; Ascomycota; Eurotiomycetes; Chaetothyriales; Herpotrichiellaceae. The coding region runs from base 1 to 1701 and encodes 566 amino acids.